Camellia sinensis is the source of this 1326-nucleotide messenger RNA. Lineage: Eukaryota; Viridiplantae; Streptophyta; Magnoliopsida; Ericales; Theaceae. The record is from RefSeq and is a predicted model, not a curated record.
AUGGAAUCUGGAUGUUCGUUGAAGGCGUACAAUGCGAAGUACUGGAAAACUUACAAUGAGAUCCUCAACUGCCCCACCAAUCUGGCGAUCGCUCAAUACAAACGAGGUCUCCUAGUCGGACAUAGGCUGCGAGAUUCACUCACGAUGUAUCAACCCACAACCAUGGAGUCAUUGAUACAGCAGAUCAAUAAGCACAUUCGCGUGGAGGACGAUGCCGCCUCCGCGACCGAGAAGGCUAAUCCGGUCACGACGGACAGAAGGGUGGCGGGAAAAGUUCACUCAGUUGGGCAGGAGGAUAACAACCCAAACAACCGGUCAAAAGAUCAGCGCCAUGGUUCGAACCGUGAUGAUAGAAACAAGGGCCGCCGAAACGACCGGGCUGACACUCCCCGCGAUGCAGCGGAGGAUGCCAAGAGAAAAUUGAAGCCACGGACUGGAAUCACCACGGUCUUUAAAAUCCCCAUCUACCGCAUUUUGAGCAAGAUUCGAGGUGAACCCUUCGUCCGUUGGCCGACCAAGUUGGGAAGUGCGCAGAGAGGCUUCAAUUCAAAAUAUCGUUGCACCUUCCAUGAAGAACGGGGCCACCGAACGGAGGACUGUUUGCCGCUCAAACAACACUUUGAGGAGUUGGUGGCGGCUGGACAUCUUGUCCAAUACAUAGAUGUGGGAAUGAAGGUCGUACCGUCAGGGCAAGCUGAGCCAAACGGCCUAGCUGCCCUGGAUGUGGCCCCGCAAGGUGUAAUCAACGUUAUCCAUGGCAUCAUUGAACCAGCCAGGGUCUGCGAGCUGAGAGGGAUGAUCAAGAAGGCUGAGCACAUGAGAGAAGUGCUCUCCGUUCAACCCACCGUGAAGAAGGGGAAGACCGAGGAGAAAGACAUCAUUUCCUUCUCGAGCAAGGAUUUAGAAAGGAUCCAGAUGCCCCACAAUGAUGCCUUAGUGGUAACUCUUCGCGUCAAAGGCUUUGACAUCAAAAGAAUUUUGAUCGACCAGGGGAGUUCGGUCGAAAUUAUGUAUUAUGAUGCUUUCAAGCAAAUGAAGCUGGAGGACAAAGACUUAGCCCCCGCGACGUCCCCCCUGGUUGGUUUCAACUCUCAACCAGAGUGGCCGAUCGAAAAGAUCAUUUUGCCAGUCAGAGCGGGUUCUGUAGUAAAGCAGGUGGAAUUCUGGGUGCUGAAAGUUUCAUCCAUAUACAACUUAAUUUUGGGAAGGGGGUGGUUGCACGCCAUACAAGCAGUUGCGUCUACCUUCCAUCAAGUUAUGCGCUUUCCGGCGCCCACUGGGCAAAUCGCAGAGGUUUGGGGAGACCAGGUGAUGGCAAAACAAUGA